This is a messenger RNA of Ambispora leptoticha, 131 nucleotides long. The record is from the annotation of a GenBank genome assembly. NCBI's taxonomy places the organism in Eukaryota, Fungi, Glomeromycota, Glomeromycetes, Archaeosporales, Ambisporaceae.
ACUCAUCUCUUAUUUCGGAAGAAAUAGCACUUUGUGCCUGGAUCUGGAUAUUUACUGAUAAUUCUGAACAAGCCAGAGACUGCAAAAUAUCUUUUGUAGAAGAUACGUCUUGGUCAUUAAUGAUGAUUUGA